AUGCCGUCACGCCGGUUGCCGCUCGCGCUCUUGCUGCUGCCGCUCGUACUGGGGCAGCAGUGCACUCACUACUCUCGAGACGAUCUGGUCGCUCGCCUGGAAUCACGAGUGUCCAAGUGUCUGGGUCCGAGUGCCUGA
This is a messenger RNA of Peronospora matthiolae, 138 nucleotides long. The record is from the annotation of a GenBank genome assembly. Lineage: Eukaryota; Oomycota; Peronosporomycetes; Peronosporales; Peronosporaceae.